AUGGGGAGCCUCAGGAACAUUAUGAAUGUCGAUGACGACCACGUCGACUCGCACUCCAUAAGAAGGGACCGGAGGCCGACUUCGAGAACUUCUAUUGAUCAAGAUCUCUCCGUCCCCAUGCCCAGAUAUAAUAUCCCGGUGGAUCUAUCAAGGCAAACAUCACCUCCUCACAUCCUCCACCCUGCAGCGCCACCCCUGGGAUAUAACAGCCACCCUGGCGGUCGCCGACGCAGCAACACUAGCACCGAUUCCAUGGACUCCUCCUACGGACAGAGCCAGAACCAUACAUCAUACUACACAGGAACAGCAAUGAGGCCCAUCAUGUCAGGAGCCAGCUCAGGAGAUCACCCUGUCAAGCUGACGCCCAUUACUGGACGAGUCAGUCGGGCCAAGAAGGGUGUUCCAGUUCAUACUUGUGAUGUCUGCCGGCCUCCAAAGCUGAGCCAUCAACCACCCGAAUUAUCCUGCACGGUUUCCGGUUGUAAGAAGGUCUUUUACCGAAAAGACCUAUUAGAUCGACACCUACAGAGACAUGGCGAACACGAGGGCAAGUUGAACAGAGAUUCGUCACGACGGCGACGCUCCGGCAGCAGCCCAACUCGACCGUAUAGCAGCUCGCCACCGGCACCGACAAGGCAAACGACCUCUCCCUAUGGCGUUGGAGCUGCCACUACACCGGCCCCCAGCGUAGCAAUCGUCUCAGGUCACUGGUCAUCCGUCAACAAAUCAACGCCGCAAGGGAACGCAAUGCAAUCACCACACAUGCGAGACACACAGAGUGCAUAUCAGAUGGCAGAUAUGAGCGUGGUCGACCCAGUUACUGCCGUACAGAUCCCAAACUCCCGAGUGGUCCCUACCUACGACGAGUCCCGUUCUACUGGCUUGGGUGUGCUGAACCCCCAAGUUCCAGAGCUCUGUAUGCCCGAAACGACCCCUCCAAACAUUCCCUGGACGGAUAGCUCAGGCAUUCCAUCGACGGCUUCCGGGAGCGCCUACUCGACGCCGGCAUCCGGUAGCUCCAAGUUCCAACAGUCGUCAGCUCGGGCUCAUACUGCAGAGUGGAGCGGACAGAUGCCGUCUUAUACCACAUCCCCAAGCCCCGUCAUUACUGACAACGGUUAUCCCAUGUCAUUCACUUAUGCAGCUACCCCUCCACAGCUCUAUUCUUCAGUAUAUGGAGAUAGUUUGGGGGCUCCAUUUCCUGGCUACGAACACGGCGCGAACCUCUACAGCCCACAACAAAUGCUCGACACAACAGUCCGUAGCAUGUCUCCGCCACAGCUGAUUGUAGGUCAGUCCGCGGAGACCAUGAUUGCGGCGCCGUCUGCGUUGCCUGUGGAUCGUAUGAUGUACCCUCGCACUUGUAGCCGCGAGCCUGUAGAUGCUCUUGGCCUGUAUACCCUAAUGCCGACAGCUCUAAGCCAUGGAAUUCGGAGCAUGAUUCCGACUUACAUCGAGGUAUACUGGGAUAAGGUUCAUUCCAUGUACCCCAUCAUCCACAAGCCAACGUUUGAAAACCCGACGAAUAUGCCUGAGGAGCAUCUGGAGAUUCUUCAGUGUUCUAUGGCAGCCAUCGCCACUCAAUUCCUCGAGCACGAGGAGCACCGCGCCAAUGGACAUCAACUGCAUACCUAUGCUAUGGACAAGGCGAAGAUUGUCAUCCACGCACAAUCCACUUUCCCGUCGACCCUCGGGCCAUGCGACGCCUCUCAGCAAUGGAGGAUUUGGGUUCAUAUGGAAUCAAGGAGGCGUCUCUUGUCUGCCUGCUUCUUGCUUGAUGUCCAUGCAAUGUCCUUCCUGGAACAGCCCCGUGCUGCGACUCUGGGUCUGGAUUAUUCCGACCCCGCGACACUCCCGAUCCCCUUGUCAAUGGGCACACUGAUGCAAUGGGACGCGCAGAAUUACCAAGAAUGGAGCAGCAUUGCCCAACCAGCCAUGCCAGCGACUGUUGGGGCUACGAUUCUUGAAACCAUUUCUGCCGCGGAUAUUGCUUCGAUUCCGGCCUUUGACGCCUCGUUGUUUUUGGUCGCACAUGUGCUGCAACUCCCCCAGCGACAAUCUCUCACCAAGAUUAACCUCUUGGAUGAUGCAUCGAGUAUCAGCAUGAACCACUUCAGGAUCAUGAAUUUGUUCCCAUACUCGCCCAUUGCAAUGUCGCAUCUUGCUCUCCAUUACACCCCAUUGCACACACUGUUGUCGGUGUCUGGAGACAGUUGGGUUUUCAACAAAAAGGUGCUGCAAGCCACCGAUUUCAUGGAACAUCAGAGACAGCUGGAGAAGUGGCGAGACUCUGGUAGCGCCGCUGUUGCUGCCGCCUUUGCCGCCCGGGCUCUUAAGCUCUUCCUCGGUCUACAGAGGUGUGUGAACAAGGACGGAAGCGCCUCGAUUCCGCCUCAGUUCCAGCGCACGCAGCAGAAAGAGAUUUCUGACUUUUGGGGGAUUUAUGUGUGCUCUCUUAUCUGCUGGGCUUUUGGGCAUGUCGGUAACGGCAACAGCCGCACUGAAGCUAAGGCGCCGACUCGGAGGGCCGCGAUCCAGUGGAUCUUGAAGGUGUCGGACAUGGAACCCGGCCGCAUCCAGCAAAUGUCCGAGCAAGAGAAGCAGGUUGGCUCUGGCGCCGUCAAUCUCGCUCGCGCAUCGCUCGAGAAGGAUUGUCUGGGCGGAAGAAACAUCCUGCUGGCCGAUGCCGUCGGCGUUUUGAAGAAGCUAGAGGAGGGCGAUAACUAUAGACGAUUUUAA
Messenger RNA from Trichoderma virens Gv29-8, 2739 nucleotides. RefSeq lists its product as uncharacterized. Bases 1 to 2739 code for a protein of 912 amino acids. The record is from RefSeq and is a predicted model, not a curated record. The transcript is spliced from 4 exons. NCBI's taxonomy places the organism in Eukaryota, Fungi, Ascomycota, Sordariomycetes, Hypocreales, Hypocreaceae. Gene Ontology annotation, biological process: regulation of transcription by RNA polymerase II; DNA-templated transcription. Gene Ontology annotation, molecular function: DNA-binding transcription factor activity, RNA polymerase II-specific; RNA polymerase II cis-regulatory region sequence-specific DNA binding; zinc ion binding. Gene Ontology annotation, cellular component: chromatin.